UGUGGAUGAGUGUGUGGAGGGGACCGACAACUGCCACAUUGAUGCUCUCUGCCAGAACACCCCGAGGUCCUACAAGUGCAUCUGCAAGUCUGGCUACACGGGGGAUGGUAAACACUGCAAAGAUGUGGAUGAGUGUGAACGAGAGGAUAACGCAGGCUGCGUGCACGACUGUGUCAACAUCCCGGGCAACUACCGGUGCACCUGCUAUGAUGGCUUCCACCUGGCACACGACGGACACAACUGCCUGGAUGUGGACGAGUGUGCCGAGGGCAACGGGGGCUGUCAGCAGAGCUGUGUCAACAUGAUGGGCAGCUAUGAGUGCCACUGCCGGGAAGGCUUCUUCCUCAGCGACAACCAGCACACCUGCAUCCAGCGGCCAGAAGAAGGAAUGAACUGCAUGAACAAGAACCAUGGCUGUGCUCACAUUUGCCGGGAGACGCCCAAAGGGGGUAUUGCCUGUGAAUGCCGCCCUGGCUUCGAGCUCACCAAGAACCAGCGGGACUGUAAAUUGACAUGCAACUAUGGUAACGGUGGCUGCCAGCACACGUGCGAUGACACAGAGCAGGGUCCCCGGUGCGGCUGCCAUGUCAAGUUUGUGCUCCAUACCGACGGGAAGACGUGCAUCGGGGAAAGGCGGCUAGAGCAGCACAUCCCCCCUCAGGCCGUUUCUAAUGAGACCUGUGCUGUUAACAACGGAGGCUGUGACAGUAAGUGCCACGAUGCAGCAACGGGUGUCCACUGCAGCUGCCCUGUGGGUUUCAUGCUGCAGCCAGACAGGAAGACCUGCAAAGACAUAGACGAGUGCCGUUUGAACAAUGGUGGCUGUGACCACAUUUGCCGCAACACCGUGGGCAGCUUUGAAUGCAGCUGCAAGAAGGGUUAUAAGCUUCUCAUCAAUGAGAGGAACUGCCAGGAUAUAGACGAGUGUUCCUUUGAUAGAACUUGUGACCACAUAUGUGUUAACACGCCGGGAAGCUUCCAGUGCCUCUGCCAUCAUGGCUACCUGCUGUAUGGUGUCACCCACUGUGGGGAUGUGGAUGAAUGCAGCAUCAACCGGGGAGGUUGCCGCUUCGGCUGUAUCAACACUCCUGGCAGCUACCAGUGUACCUGCCCGGCAGGCCAGGGCCGGCUGCACUGGAAUGGCAAGGAUUGCACAGAGCCUGUGAAGUGUCAGAACAGUCCUGGUGCGUCGAAAGCCAUGCUCAGCUGCAACCGCUCUGGCAAGAAGGACACCUGUGCCCUGACCUGCCCCUCCCGGGCCCGGUUUUUGCCAGAGUCUGAAAAUGGCUUCACGGUGAGCUGUGGCACCCCCAGCCCCAGGGCCACUCCAGCCCGAGCUGCCCACACCGGGAACAGCACAAACACCAACCACUGUCAUGAGGCUGCAGUGCUGUCGGUUAAACAGCGGGCCUCCUUCAAGAUCAAGGACGCCAAAUGCCGUUUGCACCUGCGAAACAAAGGCAAAAUGGAGGAGGCCAGCAGAAUCCUGGGGCCAGGUGCUGCGCCCUGCUCUGACUGCCAGGUCACCUUCAUCCACCUCAAGUGUGACUCCUCUCGGAAGGGCAAGGGCCGGAGGGCCCGGACCCCUCCAGGCAAGGAAGUCACUCGGCUCACCCUGGAACUGGAGGCAGAGGUCAGAGCUGAAGAAACCACAGCUGGCUGCGGGCUAUCCUGCCUCCGACAGCGGAUGGAGCGACGGCUGAAAGGGUCACUGAAGAUGCUUAGAAAGUCCAUCAACCAGGACCGCUUCCUCCUGCGCCUAGCAGGCCUUGAUUAUGAGCUGGCCCACAAACUGGGCCCGGUAGCUGGGGAGCGAGCUGAGCUGGUGGAGGCCUGUAGGCCAGGGCAGCACCGUGCCGGGGCCAAGUGUGUCAGCUGCCCGCAGGGAACGUAUUACCACGGCCAGACGGAGCAGUGUGUGCCAUGCCCAGCGGGCACCUUCCAGGAGAGAGAAGGGCAGCUCUCCUGCGACCUUUGCCCUGGGAGUGAUGCCCACGGGCCUCUUGGAGCCACCAACGUCACCACGUGUGCAGGUCAGUGCUCACCUGGCCAACACUCUGUAGAUGGGUUCAAGCCCUGCCAGCCAUGUCCACGUGGCACCUACCAACCUGAAGCGGGACGGACUCUGUGCUUUCCGUGUGGCGGGGGCCUCACUACCAAGCACGAGGGGGCCAUCUCCUUCCAAGACUGUGACACCAAAGUCCAGUGCUCCCCUGGGCACUACUACAACACCAGCAUCCAUCGCUGCAUCCGCUGUGCCAUGGGAUCCUAUCAGCCUGACUUCCGUCAGAACUUCUGUACCCGCUGUCCAGGAAACACUAGCACUGACUUCGAUGGCUCCACCAGUGUAGCCCAGUGCAAGAAUCGUCAGUGUGGUGGGGAGCUGGGUGAGUUCACUGGCUAUAUCGAGUCCCCCAACUACCCAGGCAACUACCCAGCCGGCGUGGAGUGCGUCUGGAACAUCAACCCUCCACCCAAGCGCAAGAUCCUUAUCGUGGUGCCCGAGAUCUUCCUGCCGUCUGAGGACGAGUGUGGGGACGUCCUUGUCAUGAGAAAGAACUCAUCCCCAGCCUCCAUUACCACCUACGAGACCUGCCAGACCUACGAGCGCCCCAUUGCCUUCACAGCCCGCUCCAGGAAGCUCUGGAUCAACUUCAAGACAAGUGAAGCCAACAGUGCCCGUGGCUUCCAGAUCCCUUAUGUUACCUAUGAUGAGGACUAUGAGCAGCUGGUAGAAGACAUUGUGCGAGAUGGCCGGCUCUACGCAUCUGAAAACCACCAGGAGAUUUUAAAGGACAAGAAGCUCAUCAAGGCCUUUUUUGAGGUGCUGGCUCACCCCCAGAACUACUUCAAGUAUACAGAGAAGCAUAAGGAGAUGCUGCCAAAAUCCUUUAUCAAGCUGCUCCGCUCCAAAGUCUCCAGCUUCCUGAGGCCCUACAAAUAGUGCCCUAUGCCCAAGACCCAGGUUUUGAAAACCCAGACUCCUUAGCCCUCACAGCCGGCAGCCUCCACCCUCAGAGGAGGAACUCUCACCGCUCUCUCUUCAGAGAAAAAAUAUAUCACUAUAUAGACCAAGAACUCUCCCUUUCUGUCUCUCUAGCUUCCUUUUCUUGUCUCUCUGUCUUUCUCUUUUCCUCUCUCCUGUUUUUCCUUUUACUACAUGCUCCCUGAAAAAGCCAUUCAGUGCUGGCUCUAUUCCCCCUGAGGGGUGAAGGAACAGUACCCUCCCUUCCCCAGCCACAAUGCCCAUUUUACCAGCUCACAUCCCUAACCCCAUCAGCCUGGAAGAGUGCUAGAGGCCCAGAAAGAAGUAGGUCUACUGGGGAGUGGGGAGGGAGAAGAGGGCUUCUGCCAUUAUAAGGUUGUGCCUUACUAGUCAGGAGCCAAAAUGUCCCCUGGCUGUCCCCCCCGCACCCCCCAGGUGAUUCUAACAGCCCAGGGUUCUGCCAAAGAAGCCUUUGACUUACAGACUUAGUGCUAGCACUGGUCCUCUGGGACACGCGGUUUGAGCCCUGGACCACCCAACACAGCCGCUUCUGUGUCUAGACAGCUCCUUCACUUCUUCCCCUGUCUGCCUGGGGUCCAAUCCAUGAGACCUUACAAAAGGCCCACACCACUGGGCUAGUGGACACCGGCUGAAUGAGGAAGAACAGCAGGCAUUGCCAUGUUGAAAGCACUGCUGUCACUCCUCAAGAGAAAGACUAUAGCUCUGCCAGACAGAAACCAGGUUCUAUAGCAUCGCCAAGAAAAAGAAAAAAAAAAAGGAAAGAAAUUGCAUCAACUAAAGGACUAGACUACAGAACUGGAAACCAGCCUCAAACACUAAUCCCUUUUCUUACUUGUCUUCCCUGGCCCAGCCAUCCCCUCACCCCGGCCCGAGUGCUCCCUGGGGGAGCCCAACUCCCCAUGCUAAGUGUUGUCCUUAAAGAAACAUGGCUGCUAAGCGAAAGCCAGCCUGGGCCUUACCCCAGCUUUGUCUUUCCCUUGUAGCCCCAGAUGGCUUGUGGGCUCCACCAAAGAGGACCCCACUCUGCAGCCAGCCCAGAGCCACCUACCUCUGGCCCCAGGCUGUGGGCAGCAAGAGGAAUGUGUGUGCACUUGGCAAGCCUUCUGCCCACCCUGUCCACAUCUAAUAAGUGCAAUCAUUUUAAGUCUAUGUUGUCUAGAGGGAAGGGUUUUUGUUUUCUGGUUUUGUUUUUUGUUUUUCUUUCUCCUCUAUUAGAAAAACCCUAUUUAUAGCUUCCCCAAAGAGAAGAGUAUAUGUUUGGAGUGAAGAACAAGGUUUUGAAUCUCAUGAACUUUGAGUGCUGGAGCAUCUGAUCUGUCUCUACUCCUCAACCGGUGGCCAUCCAGACCUCCUGAGCCCUCGGCAUGGGUAAGCCAGAGCUGCAGCUCAGAGGCACCUGAUGUGUAAGACAGUAAUUCUAGGGACUUUAUGGAGCAGGAAGGAAAGGGAUCUGUAUUUACUAAACCAAUCCUGCUAUCCCUAUGCCUCUCCUUGGAUUCCAUAUGGACCUUAUGACUGUAGAAGCCGAUGGAAUUGGUCAGUGAUUCUCCACCCCAAGAGAGAAACCUCCCAUCUUUUCCCUGCCUUCCUUCUGUUUUCCCCUGAUGUUCACAUGGAAGACCAGGACAAACCCCCUGGGGAUGGGCUGACUCAGGGCCCUGAGGCCAGAGACAAGGCUGAGGAAGCCAAGAGCAGGACAGUUAUCCAGGCGUGAAGUUGUUCGCCUGAGCUUGGCCAUCCCCUCUCGGAAUUGACUUCAAGUCUAGCUUCCUCAAGGACUGCUUUUCAGGAGGAAGCAGCAGCAAGUCCAUGCCCAAGCCCAGAUCCUGCACACUCCACACUCAGCCCACUGCUGCCUGUAAAAUUAUUUCCACUUGCUCCUAGUUUCCCCAAAGCUGUAGUCCUGUUCAAUCAAAGACUACCAGUUGACUCGUAGUGUUUAUUUCUAAGUGACUGUCCCAGGCUACUGCUCCCCCGGGAGACUCAACACUAAAUAAAGGAGCCGGACCCCCCUGGCUAGCCAAAACAGCCUUAGGGAGUAUGUAGCCAAUGCCACAGCUAGAUCCCCUCACAUCCAUUAGUCAACACCGAGGCUCUUAGGGGUGGAGUGUCUCGCUGACUUUGUCUCUCUGGAUCAAAGAGGGUGUCACUAUAAAGAUCCAAAAUGGUUGCCUCCAAGCAGGGAAAUGGCCGUUUAAUGGAAGUAUCCAUUCGUCCCAGGAGAUGCCAUGAAAGCUGCUUUAAUCAACUUUGACCAUCUUGAUUCUACACCAGAAGCUAGGCUAGCUUUCUGAUUCCUCUCUUCCUACCAUUUCCAUCUCUCUUAGAAAGCCAGCCGGGAGUGCUUCCCAAUUUUUGCCUUCAGGGUCUGGCUUCUUGUGCUCUUCCUUUCCUGUCACCCCAUACAUAUACAAACAUACUUCCUCCAAUCAUUUAUUCCGUGGUUUCUGAGAUCUGCAAAUGAUUUCUACAGUAUGGAAAGUAUGGGCCACUAGGCUUCUUAAUUGACAUCAAGGCAGAUCUUGGUGAGCAGGUGAAGACCUGCUAAUGUCCACCAAGUUUAAUUUAGGUUGUCCAAAUUGGGGGGUUAAGAACACAAGCAAAGCUGCUUGCUUAACCUAUGGAGGAAGCCAGCCCUGGGGCAUCAAACUAGGGAUUAAGUGGACUGAAUGAGGAGUCAACACUCAGGGACUCUCUUAGGCCUUUAUAGGCCAGACAGAAAAGGGGGGCUUUACCAGUGUGGGGAAAUGUAAAGGUGGUGUAAGUGGGAAUCCUUCACGAAUCAGCCCAGAGGCCACUGUGCAGGAUGGGUUUUUACAGGCCCACAGUACUGUAAAGCCUCAUUUAUCCUAGUAUAAAACCAGUCCUGAUCUGAGUCUGGGAAUGGGAAGCCAUUUCUGCUGGGGCUGUGUGCACCAAGUGAUGCAUAUCAGAAAAGCAUUAAAGCCUCAGCAACAUGUAAUCCCUUCUAUUUCUUGGCCUUCCUCUUUCUGUAUUAGGCCAGGCCCAUUCCCUAAACCUGAGGGAACUCUCAGAGUAAGAAGAAAACUGAGCAGAGUCUGGACUUGAGCUGCCACCUGUCCUAGGCCUACAAAUGCCCAGAGCUGUGACUGCUCUGACUUUCCCAGGAUUGGUUUAGUUUGAGGUGGUGGAGUCUCAGAUUUGUUGCUUACAGUUCAGUAAUACAGUCCUGAUUUUUUGCCCUAAUGAAACUUUUAUAUUUGAGAAUGUUCUCCAUAUGCAUGUUUGAGGUGAUUCUGGAAUGGAUUAGGAGGUCAUAUCUCAAAAUGUCAGAAAAUGUUAUAGGACAUUCAAACUUUUGUAUUUGCUGCUUCACCUCAAUAUAAGAGGCUCAAACUACGAAGGGAGACAAAGGAUAACUGACCAUAAGCAGGAAAUAGUGUUAACCUGCUUGGCUUCUUUCUUAAACACAGUAAGAAAAAAAUAGAAGCAAACAACACAAGGAUAUCUUUAAAUUCAACCUGUCUCAAUGGUAGCACACCCUCUCCUUGGGCCAUUGUUUGGACUAGGAACCCUUUAAGAAAAUGUUAGAGGGAAUAGAAUCCCCAGUUCUGUUAUCAGCUUAUUUAGACAACUGACUGUAGCAGUAUGGACAAACUGAAAAAUUUACUCUUUUGUGUGACUGAAGUUUCAGAAUAAUCAUUAUCAUGUGGGAGGCUUUUUUUUUUUUUGUGCAGAAGAAAUCUCAGAAUAUGUAUUUAUAUCUGCCUUCCACUGCUACCGAUAUAGUAAGCGUCUCCUACACAAUCAACAAUAAACAGUAAUUGAUGCAGUUCAUAGAAUAUUUUGCACUUGGGGAAAAAAUGUAUCUGAACUUGUAAAAAUAAAUGUUUGGAUUUUGUAUUGA
Messenger RNA from Miniopterus natalensis, 6875 nucleotides. The record is from RefSeq and is a predicted model, not a curated record. Lineage: Eukaryota; Metazoa; Chordata; Mammalia; Chiroptera; Miniopteridae.